Molecule: messenger RNA, 3867 nt
Organism: Mobula hypostoma (lesser devil ray)
Lineage: Eukaryota; Metazoa; Chordata; Chondrichthyes; Myliobatiformes; Myliobatidae
Product: tyrosine-protein kinase Fyn-like
Exons: 15
Coding region: 676-2283 (535 amino acids)
Biological process (GO): cell surface receptor protein tyrosine kinase signaling pathway; innate immune response; protein phosphorylation
Cellular component (GO): extrinsic component of cytoplasmic side of plasma membrane
Molecular function (GO): signaling receptor binding; ATP binding; non-membrane spanning protein tyrosine kinase activity
Source: RefSeq, a predicted model, not a curated record
GCCGUCGGUCACCGUCCGUCUCCUUCCCCCGACGCUGACAUUAGCCGACCACUUGCGCCUCAUCCCGUUCUCUCUGAUCCAGUGGUGACACCGGCGGUCUUCCCGGAGAGCAGCCGAGCUCCGGGCAAUCGGAGGCGGUUUCCAGCCGCCCCGGGUCCGCGUCUGACGGUUCGGCCGGGCGGAGGGAGGUUCGCCCCGCUCGGGGAUACCCGCUGCUGCGGCGUGGCUGGAUAUUGUCCCGGGAUGAUUUCUGGUUCGCUUUCGGCGACGAGCAGAGGCGGUGCGUGAAGCUCCGGGGCUGCGACUGAGAGCGAAGAGGAGCUGCCGGCGCCGCCCGUCCACCCGCAGAGGCACGGACUGACUGUUCACCUGAAGGAGCAUCUCUGAACCAUCUCCGGGGAAGUGGCCAUUCACCAUGAGCGGCUGUCAGGCAGCAUCUUUGGGGAGGAAGUGAACAGUCGACACUUCGGGCUGAAACUCUUCAUCAGGACCGCAGAAGCGACUCAACCUGAGAUAUCGACUGUUUAAUUCUCUCUCUGUAGAGCUGGAGCUGAGUUGCCUGCUGAUUCAGAGCCGACAAGUCUGCAGUCAAGUCACAGUCAAGGUUUCCUCGUCUGAUCAGAAGCCCUCAGGAGCAGUUGAUCUGAAUGCCAGUGGACAUUUGACAUUCAGAUAAUGGGCUGCGUGCAUUGUAAAGAGAAGGGAACUACAAAAUCCCAAACCGAUGACACCGAUGGAUUCUUCAACCAAAACGCAAACUCACGCUACGGGCCGGACCCUACCAAUCAGGCACCGAGUGCCGUCUUCACCAGGAUCCCGGACUUCAACAGCUACCAUGAAAACACCAGUGCCUCCCUCACCCCGUUCGGGGGCCCCAUGGGAUACUCAACUAGUUCACUGUCCACCAGACCAGGAGGAGUGACAUUGUUCAUAGCAUUGUACGACUAUGAUGCCAGGACUGAGGACGACCUCACCUUCAGGAAAGGAGAGAAGUUCCACAUAAUCAACAACUCGGAAGGAGACUGGUGGGAAGCUCGCUCGUUGACUACUGGAAGGACGGGAUUCAUUCCCAGUAACUACGUGGCCCCUGUGGACUCGAUCCAGGCAGAGGAAUGGUACUUCGGCAAGAUGGGCCGCAAAGAUGCGGAGAGGAUGCUCCUGUGUCCUGGUAACCCAAGAGGUACAUUCCUGAUCCGGGAGAGCGAGACGACCAAAGGUGCCUACUCCUUGUCCAUCCGGGACUGGGAUGAGAUGAAGGGAGACCACGUGAAGCAUUAUAAGAUCCGUAAGCUGGAUAAUGGUGGGUAUUACAUCACCACUCGAGCCCAGUUCGAGACAGUACAACAACUGGUCCAUCACUACACAGAACGAGCCGCGGGACUGUGUUGCCGUUUGGUCGUACCCUGUCAUAAAGGGAUGCCGAAGCUGGCAGAUCUGUCAGUCAAAACCAAAGACGUCUGGGAAAUUCCUCGCGAGUCCCUGCAGCUGAUCAAGAAACUGGGCAAUGGGCAGUUUGGGGAAGUGUGGAUGGGCACAUGGAACGGCACCACCAAGGUGGCGGUGAAGACACUGAAACCAGGCACCAUGUCGCCAGAGGCAUUCCUCGAGGAGGCCCAGAUAAUGAAACGACUGCGUCACGACAAGCUGGUGCAGCUCUACGCCGUGGUUUCCGAGGAGCCCAUCUACAUUGUCACAGAGUUCAUGACGCAAGGGAGUUUGCUUGAUUUCCUAAAGGAUGGCGAUGGGAGGAUAUUAAAACUGCCGCAGCUGGUCGAUAUGGCAGCGCAGAUUGCAGCAGGGAUGGCCUACAUCGAGCGGAUGAAUUACAUUCACCGAGAUCUGAGGGCUGCCAAUAUACUUGUCGGGGAAAACCUCGUGUGCAAGAUCGCGGAUUUUGGAUUAGCGAGGCUCAUUGAAGACAAUGAAUACACAGCCCGACAAGGGGCAAAGUUUCCUAUAAAGUGGACGGCACCCGAAGCAGCCCUUUAUGGAAAGUUUACGAUCAAGUCCGAUGUUUGGUCGUUCGGAAUCCUCUUGACUGAGCUAGUUACGAAGGGAAGGGUUCCGUACCCAGGAAUGAACAAUCGUGAGGUUUUGGAGCAGGUGGAACGGGGUUAUCGGAUGCCGUGUCCAAGCGGGUGCCCGGCCUCUCUUCACGAACUCAUGGUCCAGUGCUGGAGGAAGGACCCUGAGGAGAGACACACCUUCGAGUACUUACAGUCCUUCCUGGAAGACUACUUCACAGCCACAGAGCCCCAGUACCAACCCGGAGAGAACCUGUAGCCACUGAGACGGUGGGAACAUUCCUUCACCAACGCCGAACUCUAUUCCUGACCAUGUGGAUCAAGCUGUUCAGAGGGUGAUGGAGAACUCGCUUUCAUGGGACUGCAACCUAAAACUUGGAGAGACUCGUCCAGAAUGAGACCAUCUCUUGCACAAAUUAACAAGACCCCAGAUCAUAACUGGCAGAUGUGGACACUGCAAAGCAGAUGCAUGGGAAGAGGUGUCAUUUGAGAGGUUGGAGUGAAUGUUACAGAAAAUCACUCAUGCUAUUGACGAGUGUUGGGGCCCAGACACUGAGAUCAAGAUCUCCUGGAUCUGAAUGCAGUGCACAGCAGUUGUCCCACAGCCUGUCACCUCUUUACUUGGAAUAUUGCUUCCUAGCACACCAUGGAAGCAUUUACUGACCUACGAUGCUUACUUAACAAUGUUGCAUAGGACCAGACUAAAAAAUGGCUAAUUUCUUUCUAAUUAAUAUCUCACAGAGCUUUUGUAUUUGAUUUGCUAUAUUCCAAACCUAUUUUACUCUCUCAUUUGUACAAUUUUGUAGGCCCAUGGGAAAUGAGACACAUUUAAAAUGGAUACCAUUUUUUUUCCAGUGAUGUAACACCAACUUGUCUACUUUAACCCUGGACUUUGGCUGUGAAUGCAGCCUGUUUAGUGCCAGUAGUUUGAGGAUGAAGGAUGAGAAAGAAGAUUGAAUAACGUACAAGGGUGAAAUGUAGGACAGUGUGAGGCCACAGUGUUUGAAUCACUGCCUGACGUCACCUGUCAGCAGGUGAACUGCAGGGGGUUACCAGGCUGAAAUGUGGGUCUGGUGUAAAGGAACGGUCCCAGGGAGUAAAUCAAGAAAGGUGAUUCACUCUGUCACCAUGAGAUUGAAGGUAACGAUCGUUCCACUUUUAAACACUGGGUUUUAUUGUGUAGGGCAGAUCAGUUUACCCACAGACAAUGCAAAGUUAAGGGUAUCACUGCCAUGAUGGUUGGACUUCAUAACUGGCUGACAAUACUUCAGUUUUCAGAAGUGGCACUUUUGAAAAUACACCGGCUAUCUUUAUAAACCCCAGUGCUCUCCAAUAUCCGUCCAUAACGGGAGCAGCGGGAGGGCAUCCGUCAGUGAGCUAACGUCCAGUCUGGCCCUGCAGUCAAUCGACACCGUCAUCCUGAGCUGCAAAUUGAGUCCGACAGUUCUUCAGUGAUGAAGAUCAGGCAGACGGAGGAGAAGUGUGAGGUUCAGAUCAAAUUUCAGCAGUGCUUUGGAGCGGAAAGGAACUGAUUUUUUUUUUCUCUCUCUCUUUUACAGAAGGAUUAAUUUUGCAUUAUUUAAGUGCUUUAUUCACCCACUUAACAUGAUGCCGACUGCCAGUCUGAUAAUUAUUUUAUCAUUGUUACUUGUGCAGAUUACCGAAGAUUAAAUUCCUGCUUGCUCUAGAAGCCACAUUAUUCCUUCGCAUGUCCCCGAAUAGAACGUUGUUUUAGUGGAUUUUCUGACCCGAGUGGGACUGUAUGGCUUCCGUUGCACAUUAUGUAAAUCUGUUGUUUUAUGAGUGUUCACAAUUGACCCAAUUACAACAAAAUAAAAAGACG